CCCGGCCGCUCGCCCGCUCCGCUCGCCGAGUUAGAUGGUCAGCUAGUUAAUUAAUCAGUCAGUCAAUAGGUCAGUCAAUCAGUUUUGUCAUUUAGUCAGCCUUUUCGUUAAGUCAUUCAGUUGUUUAGUUAUUUCCUUAGUCAGUUAAUCAGUCAGUCAAUUAGUUAGUCAUUUAGUCAGUCAAUCAGUUAUUUGCUCGGCCGGUCAGUCAGUUAAUCGAGCAGUUAGCUCGUUUGUCAGUUAGUCAACUAGUUAAUGAGCCAGUCAGUAGGUCAGUCAGUCAACUAGUUAGUCAGUCAGCCAGAAGGUCUCCUGAUGAUGCGUUCAAGAUGGCUGGGAAAGAAUAAAACACUGAAGCAGGAGGCCCAACUGGAUCUGUCCCUGGUGCUGGAGGUGUACCUAAUCAAUUGUCCAAUCAGUUUGGUGCUGAAUAAUGAAAGAAGAACGUGGCCCACUUUGACGUCCCACAUAGUCGCUUUGGGAGUGCCGGUGGGCGGAGCUUCCAUAUCGCACCUGUGUGCAAUUAUGGCCAAGUGUUAUUUAAGCAGCGGACGAAAGAUGUCAGCUAACCGGAUGACCUCAAAUUGCUCGUCACCGCUGUCGUUUCUCGCCAGCGUCCUCGCGCUCAGUCCGCACCUUCUCGGGGCGUCAGAGAGGCGCUCGGGCGGUGCGGAGGAGGAGGAAGAAGAGGCGGGGGCGGCUCGGUGGGGGUCUGCAUCAUCUUCUGAGCGCAGCGGCUCGCAGUUGAGGCGAGGCGGGCGGCUGGGACGCACGAUCCCGGGGAGCGAGCACGACAUGCGGCCAUUGUGGAUCUGCUGGACGCUGAUGGCGGCACCGCUGCAGGUGGCGGCGGUCUUCGGCGGCGACGAGGCGGGCGGGCCGCCUUGGCCUCGGCCGUGCGCGAGAGGCUUCUCGCGGGACCGGUACACGGUGGAGACGCAGCGCGAGCUGGAACGGGGGCAGGCCGUCGUCAACGUGAGCUUCCAGGACUGCGACAGCGGAAGGAAGGUGCGGCUCGACGCCGACGACGCGUCCGAGCUCCGCGUGAGCCAAGAGGGCGUGGUCUACACGCUGACUCGUGCGGGACGAGGGGAGAAAGCGGCGGUGAUCUACGCCCGAGACCCUCACACCGGACAGACGUGGAAAACCAGAGUGCGCCUUCUCGUCCGGCCCAACACGGCGGCGGGUGGACAGGUGAAGCCGGGUGACGCAACCCUGACUCAGCGCGCGGCGGAGAUGGAGAUGUUGUUUCCAUGGCGCGGCGGCGGCCGAGCGGUCGUCAGGGGCGACGGCGCUCUGCGGCGAGUCAAGAGGGACUGGGUCAUUCCGCCCAUCAACGUACCCGAGAACUCGCGAGGACAGUUCCCCGAGGACCUUGUCAGAAUCCGAUCGGACCGGGACAAGAGCUGGAUGCUGCGCUACAGCGUGACGGGUCCCGGUGCCGACCAGCCGCCGAUGGGCAUCUUCAUCAUCAACCCCAUCUCGGGCCAGCUGUCCGUCACCAAACCUCUGGACCGCGAACACAUUCCCAACUUUCAUUUGCGCGCCCACGCUGUGGACCUGAACGGCAACCAGGUGGAGACCCCCGUGGAGAUCCACAUCAACGUCAUCGACCAGAACGACAACCGGCCUGAGUUCUCGCACACCGUCUUCAACGGCACCGUGCCGGAGGGCUCCAAGCCGGGGACCUUUGUGAUGACUGUGACGGCGCUGGACAAGGACGAUCCCAAGACGGCCAACGGGAUGCUGCGAUACAAGAUCCUGAGUCAGAGUCCCCAAAGCCCGUCCUCCAACAUGUUCACCAUCAACAACAAGACUGGUGACAUCAUCACCGUGGCAGCAGGCCUGGACCGCGAGAAAGUGUCUCAGUACACGCUGAUCGUCCAGGCCACCGACAUGGAGGGCAACCCCACUUACGGCCUUUCCAACACCGCCACCACCGUCAUCAGGAUCACCGACGUCAACGACAACCCGCCUGAAUUCACCACCGACACGUUCUUUGGCGAGGUUCACGAGAACCUGGUGAACGUGAUCGUGACUAACCUGACGGUGACGGACAAGGACCAGCCGCACUCUUCGGCCUGGAACGCCGUUUACCAGAUCGUCAGCGGAGACUCCACCGGACGUUUCUCCAUCCCCACUGACCCUAUCACCAACGAGGGGCUCCUAACCGUGGUCAAGCCCAUCGACUUUGAGCUGACGCACUCGUUCGUGCUGAGCGUGGAGGCGGCGAACGAGGCCACGCUGGUCCGCGGCAUCCACCCGCCGCGCCAGUCCACCGCUACCGUCUCCAUUCGCAUCCUGGACCUCAACGAGAGCCCCGAAUUCAGUCCCAAUCCCAAACCCAUCAAGCUGGACGAGGGCCUGCCCGCUGGCUCGCUGCUCACCACGUUCACGGCUCAAGACCCCGACCGCUUCAUGAGGCAGACCAUCCGGUACUCCAAAAUGUUCGACCCCGCCAACUGGCUGGAGAUCGACCCGGUCAACGGGCGCAUCUCCACCAUCGCCAUCCUGGACCGCGAGUCGCCGUACGUCAAGAACAACCUGUACAACGUCACCUUCAUGGCCGCAGACAACGGUGUUCCACCUGCCAGCGGUUCGGGCACCCUCCAGAUGUACCUUGUGGACAUCAACGACAACGCGCCGCAAGUCUUCCCCAUGGAGGUGGAGAUGUGUGAGAGCCCCGAGGCCGGCGGGGGCAUCAACAUCACGGCCGUCGACCCCGACCUCAGCCCCAACGGCGGGCCCUUCGCCUUCGAGCUGCCGACCCGCCCGUCAGACGUGAGACGCAACUGGACGCUCAGUCGACUCAGCGGCGAGCACGCGCAGCUGCGCCUGCGCGCCGGCAGGUCGCUGCCCCACGGCGCGUACGAGGUGCCCGUCACCAUCACCGACUCGGGCAACCUGCCCAUGUCCAACACGUCGUACCUGCGGGUCAAAGUGUGCCAGUGCGACCACCACGGCGACUGCGUGGACAUGCAGCGCAUCAUGGCCGCCGGGCUGGGCAUGGGCGCCAUCAUCGGCAUCCUCAUCUGCAUCAUCGUGCUGCUCGUGCUCGUGCUGCUGUUGGUCAUGUGGAUGAAGAGGCGGGACAAGGAGCGGCAGGCCAAGCAGCUCCUCAUCGACCCCGAGGACGACGUGCGCGACAACAUCCUCAAAUACGACGAGGAGGGCGGCGGGGAGGAGGAUCAGGAUUACGACCUGAGCCAGCUGCAGCAGCCCGACUCGGCGGCGGAAGGCGAGUGCGGCGUCAAGGCGGGCGUCAGACGCCUGGACGAGAGGCCGCUGCAUCACGACCACCAGUACCCGCUCAGGUCUGCGGCGCCGCACCCUGGCGACAUCGGGGACUUCAUCCAUGAGGGCUUGAAGGCGGCGGACAACGACCCGACGGCGCCGCCCUACGACUCCCUGCUGGUGUUCGACUACGAGGGCGGCGGCUCCACGGCCGGCUCGCUCAGCAGCCUGCACUCGGCGUCCAGCUGCGCCGACCAGGACUACGAUUACCUCGGCGACUGGGGGCCCAGGUUCCGCAAGCUGGCCGACCUCUACGGCGGCGGAGACAACUGAGGGGGGACGCGGCGACCCCCGACCCCGCCGACCCCGACCGGGACGGACCCUUUUAUUUGGGACACUUUGUGACUUCUGCUUGUAUCUCACAUGAACUCUGAGGUCAAAUGUGCCUUUAUGUACAUUCUCUUUUGCUUGCGGUGGCUCUGAUUGGUUGAUUCGGAGCAGGGGUGGGCAAAGUACGGCCCGCGGGUCCCACGCGGGGCCGCUACGUUCUUUAAUCCGUCCCGCCGAGCAUUUACAUUUAGCAAACAAUUUAGCCAGUUUUCCCCAGAAAUUCCAUAUUUAUUCAGUUUUCAUUCGAUAGCUCAUUAAUAAUAGGGACAUUUAUUUACUGUAAAUAAAACUGAGAUAUUAGCAAAAUAACACAGUUAAAUAUUGAUUGAUAGAUUGGAAUUUCAUUUGCUUUAAUAAUUACAAAGAUAAAAAUGUGAAUAAAUUUCUCAUUAAAUAAACAAUUCCACACACUUUACAUGCACAUUGGAAUAGUUCAUUUUAUUUAUUUUAUUAUGUACUUUUAAUUAUGAUUUUUUUUUAAAAAACAAGAUUGCAUUUUAAAUUUUCAUUUCAAUCAAAACUGCUCUUAAGUAUUUUUUAAAAAGCAAAGUUCAAAUGUGUUGUACUUACGAAUACAACUGAACUGUACUUAAGCAUUGGGCUGCACUUGAAAAGUCAAAAAUGUAAAGGCUGUAUGCAUAGCCACAAGCGUCAUUCCAAUAUGUUUGGUUGUAUAUAUCAUUUUGAAUAAAUUAAAAAUACAUUUUGUUUGUAUUUUAUUCAGCGUUUUGUUUGUUUGUUUGUUUUAGUUUUAGUUUUCUCAUGUACCACGAGUUGGUGCCAGUGUACCACUAGUGGUACUCAUACCACACUUUGAGAACUACUGGGUUAAAUAAUUACAAUCAAACUAGUUAUAUAAUCAACAAUUUCACAUGCACAAUUGUAAAACACAUACAAAUGGAAAAUAACAUUAAGUAAAAUGGUAAAAUAUAAACGUUAUGUUAAUACACAAUUUUACAUGUACAAUUCUAAAGUAAAUAAAAAACGUACACUUUUUAUUUCACAUGAUUAAUUACAAUUAAAUGUGACACAGAAUUUUCCCAAAAACUAAAAUGUAAAAUAAGUAUAUAUAAUUGGUUAAUGAUUAAAUGAGUAAAAUAAACAAUUUUACAUGAACAUUUUCACUCGUUUUUUGGGGAAAUUUGGCUCAUGUGUCCAUUUUAAAAAGCAAAAGUGUGCCCACCCCUGAUUUCGAGCAAACCCAGGUCCACCAUUUCGCGUUUGCGUGUGCGCGUGUGACACACUGGCCGGACGAGCGGUGUGAAAGGUCAACAAAAAUGUGUCAGCUUUCCUGUGUAGCUCCACUGCUGCAACUUUGACGUUCAAAACAAAAACAACAGCAAGUCUUGAUCGGCUGUUUUGUGGUACGAUGCUGCAAAAAAUGUGCGCCACGAAAACCGCCGGCAAAGUGAGGCACGCAGCGGAAACACGUAUCAAGUCAAUCGCUCGUGGAAAUUUUGAGUUUGAAAAAAUAACGUAGUAAAAAUGUUGUCAACAUUUUGUUUCAUUCUUUUUGAUGAAGUUUGAUUAGAAAUGAAAAUGUCAUUUCAAAAGAUGAAAUUGCAGUUCAAAAAUGGUCUGCUGCUCUAUUUUUAGUUUAUCAUUUCAAAAAUAAUUUCAAACUUUCAAAAUCAAUUACAGUCAAACUGCAUUUUUUUAAAAUUGGUUAAAAUUAGAUUUUUGUAGUAAAAACGUUGCCAACAUUUUGUUUCAUUGUUUUUAAUGACAUACAAUUAGACAUUAAAAAUAUAAUUUCAAAAAAUAAAACCGCAGUCAAAAAUGGUCUGCUGCUCUCUUUUUCAUUUUUUUAAUAAUUUUUUAAAAACCUUUCAAAUCAAAUUAGACUUAAAUGUUUUUAAUUUUGUAAACCAUUAAUACUUAAAAAAUUGCCUUUACUAAAACUACAUUUAAUUAAUUCAAUAACAAUAUAUUUACAUAGAACCAGUUUAGUCAAGAUCAUGAUUUUUUAUUAAUAAAAUAUAUAAGUACAAAUGUUGUCAACAUUGAGUUAUUUCAAAAAGAAUUCAGAAUUAGAAAGUAAAAAUGAAAAUAUAAAAAAAUAUAUGUUGUAAUCAAACAAUGUAUUUGAAACUAGCAUUUAUGUAAGCAUUUAAAAAUAUUUUAAAUUGAUUUAAAUUAAUGUUACAACAUUUUGAAAUUUACAAAUUAUGUUUUCGGCAUCUUUUCGUCAAUUAUUGAAAAAUAUUAAAACUGCAAUUUGAAAAUGAAAACUUUAAUUUCAAAGUAACAAUUUUAUAAACAAUUUUUUUUUUUUAUCAACAUUAGUAUUUUUUUACUUCGUUUAGUUAAUAAUUAAUGAAUGAAUACAUUUUCCUGCCAAAGUAUUUUUUUUUUCCAGUGACAUUCAGUUUGUUGGUGAAUAACAAAAAGCGUAAUGAGAAUCAGAAUCAGAAUCAGAAUCAUCUUUAUUUGCCAAGUAUGUCGAAAAAAACACACAAGGAAUUGGUCUCCGGUAGUUUGAGCCGCUCGAGUACGACAACAGGCAGUCGAUUGACGGAGAACACUUUGGAGACAGAAAGACAUUGACAAAAAACAGUCACUGAGCAAUAAAGGGUUGCUAGUUAUCUGGUAAUGCCGGUACAUUUAUAAUUUUUUUUGGACAAUUGUGCAAAAAGAUGCUAGAGUCCUCUAGCACUUCGAGCAGUUCGAAUGACUCAUAUUGCAAUAGUCCGCUGCAAUGACCAUUGUGCAAGAGGCGCCGACACUUCAAGCGAGUAGUGCGAUAAUCUGGGACAAUGUCGAUUGUGCAAAUGUUGCAGAUACUCCUCAGUCAGUGUGCAAAUGGAGCAGAUGCUACUCAGGCACAUGAGUGGCCGGUAUUGGUCAACAACAGAUAUGCGAAUAGUGCAGCGUGGCGACACUACUAUAAUUGGCCCCACAGAAAUGUGACGACAAACUCAAGACAAAACAAUUGGCCGCAUGUUGCAAUGGAAUUGUAGGUUAGCUGUUUAAGAAGUUGAUGGCAAGAGAUGUCUGCUAGUUGUCGUUUGCAUUGAUCGACGUAGAGGAGCACCACCAAUUUGUCGAGGGGGCUCAAAUUUGGAGCUGCACACAAAAGGUGACAUGUUUUAGUAUUUGUUUUUUCUUUGGGGCGAGAAGACGUGUACAGUGAACGCGCAACUCUUUUUCUUCUUCACAAAGUAAUUUAUGCAGCCGUCGGCCACCAGAGGGAGCCAUCAUAUCGGCGGUUCCAGUCGGUAGCGCAGAACUUCACCAAACGCCGGACGCCGCCAAACGAAGUGGGAGCAAAAUGUUUUGCUUUUUUUUUUGCCACCUUGCUCUUUUUCUCUGGAACAUUCUCACUGUCAGCUGUACAGAUUGGACUUUUCGUUUCUCUCUCGUGUUCUCGAAAUGCUAAUGACGGCAAUCCUUGUACAUGUUCUUUGGAUUACAGAUUAAAAUGUUUUUGCAUGUU
This is a messenger RNA of Phyllopteryx taeniolatus (common seadragon), 7060 nucleotides long. Its product is annotated as cadherin-2-like. Gene Ontology annotation, cellular component: neuron projection; lamellipodium; catenin complex. Gene Ontology annotation, biological process: multicellular organism development; calcium-dependent cell-cell adhesion; brain development. The record is from RefSeq and is a predicted model, not a curated record. The coding region runs from base 316 to 3567 and encodes 1083 amino acids. NCBI's taxonomy places the organism in Eukaryota, Metazoa, Chordata, Actinopteri, Syngnathiformes, Syngnathidae. Gene Ontology annotation, molecular function: calcium ion binding; cadherin binding. The transcript has 19 exons.